Molecule: messenger RNA, 1846 nt
Organism: Pocillopora damicornis (cauliflower coral)
Lineage: Eukaryota; Metazoa; Cnidaria; Anthozoa; Scleractinia; Pocilloporidae
Product: putative skeletal organic matrix protein 5
Source: RefSeq, a predicted model, not a curated record
CGUCAGCCAUUCGUUAUGUUUGUUGUUUUUAAGCGUUAUCUCGAUUUAAUUUUCUUGUCUUCGAUCUUCUCUGCGGCCCAAUUUUCUUCAGGAAUAAAAAGUUCGGAAGAAGGAUGGCGUCCUCUCAGACAGACAUUUAAACAACGUCAGUUUUCAAAAGAAGAAUUCUAUUAUCUGAACGUAACUCGAGUUGGAAUGUUUACCUCGAACGACAUGUUUGAUUGCACAUUUGAAUGUGUGAGAAAUACCCUGUGCCUUUCAAUAAACAUGGCCGCCUCUAGAGGAGCAGAUGGAAAGCUUUGGUGCGAAUUAUUGUCUUCUGAUAAGAGCAGAGCCGACGCCGAGAACUACAGCCAAAACAUGAGUUCGCAUCAUUUGUUUAUUCGGUCUCCAUGUUCUUCUUCGCCAUGUCAAAACGGAGGAACCUGCAUCCCGAAUUACGACUUCAACUCUUAUGACUGUCUCUGCGCACAGGGUUUCGUGGGAGAAUAUUGUCAGAAAGCCGUGAAGUCGUGCAAGGAAUUGUAUGACAUGUACAGGUCUGAUGUUAGUAAACUGGUCACCCUCCGUUUGGACUCCAAACCAGUCUCCGUUCUCUGUCACAUGGGAGAUUUUGGAUGUGGAGAUGGAGGAUGGACGCCGGUCAUGAAGAUGGACGGCAAUAUGACCACUUUUCACCAUAAUGCACAUUACUGGAGUGAUUAUAAAGGAUACAACCUCCCCGGGGGAAAGACUGGGUUCGACGAGCAGGAAACAAAGCUACCCACCUACUGGAACACAUCCUUCUCUAAGAUCUGCCUCGGUAUGAAGAUCGACCAACAGCUCAGGUUCAUUGUCAUCCACAAGAAGGCUGACUCUCUGUACUCACUGAUCGCUGAUGGGCAAUACCGCGCCACCUCACUGGGUCGUGACAAGUGGAAAGAGUUGGUUGGCUCGCAAGGCUCAUUACAGUACAGCUGCAACAAAGAAGGGUUCAAUGCUGUUUGUAGUUGGAGUGAAAAUUCUAAAACCAGAAUUGGUAUUGUUAGCAACAACCAGAAUGAGUGUUCCUCGUGCGACUCAAGGAUCGGAUUUGGCACAGGUGGUAACCCUGACAAUUCGAACACUUGUGGUAACGAGGCAGGUCGAAGUGGUGUGGAUAACGGGAUAAAACAUAUCAAAGCCAUGGGAUACAUCCUGGUACAAUAAGGAAUUUGAAAAACUCAGCUUAUAAAACAGAAUUUGCAUGCUUUGGUAAUCGAAUAUGUCCACAUCGUAUGAGUCGUUUGAAUCUGUACCAGCGAAAGUUAAGAAUUUAUCCGUGUAAGCCACAAUUGUCAGCUGAUAACUAUUUCUCUUGCUAUUUACAACAUCAUUCAUACAAUUUUAAAGGCUGAAAACAUCGAUCGAAGUUCUGGAAAAUUCCUUGAAAUUUGUUUCUGAACAAGGGCACGAAGAUUCGUCGUUUCUCAACCUCAUUCCUGCCUUUAGCCUGCCAAAAUUACCUCAUCAUUCUUUUUAAAGGAUUGAAAUGAAAAAAAAAUGUUUUGUAGCCUAAAUGCUUAUGUGAACGAUUAUUCAUUAGAAUAGAAUACCCUGCUCCAGAGGACUUUUCCGUUGUCCUCAGCGGAAUAAACCAGCGAUUGAGUAAUUUUCAAUAUAAAGUUAAAAGCGCAGAAUGUCCAGAACCCAAAACCAAGAUAGUCUGAUAGGAUGCUAAUCUAAUAAAAUCCUCGGUGGCACCGAAAUGCAAUGAUACUUGAGUGUAACUUUCCUCCUUAACUCUUAAUGCCUUAUUCCUGUGCAAGCCCGUAUCCCCGGGUUCUUUCCGCUAUGCCUAUUUAUCCACCCUUCUGCUUGCCUCUGA